Dendrobium catenatum is the source of this 504-nucleotide messenger RNA. Its product is annotated as pathogenesis-related protein PR-1-like. The coding region runs from base 1 to 504 and encodes 167 amino acids. The record is from RefSeq and is a predicted model, not a curated record. The transcript has a single exon. Gene Ontology annotation, cellular component: extracellular region. NCBI's taxonomy places the organism in Eukaryota, Viridiplantae, Streptophyta, Magnoliopsida, Asparagales, Orchidaceae.
AUGGCUCACCGUACCUCCGCCCUCCUCCUUGCCGCCGCCAUCAUUACUGUCGCCACCGCCGCUACGGUCAAUAAAACCGCCACCUUUGGCCUCCCAAGCCAAUUCUUAUCCCCACACAAUGCGAUUCGCUCCCCCCUCAAGCUAACGCCGCUAACAUGGGACCUGCAAUUAAUGCAAUAUGCCGAGAGCUAUGCGCUUCGACGGCGCAGCGACUGUGCCCUCGUUCACUCAGGCGGGCCAUAUGGUGAGAACAUAUUUUGGGGCUCAGGUUCAGGGUGGAGCCCCGCCCAAGCAGUGGCGGCGUGGGGCGGCGAGGGCCGAUGGUACUCCAUCAAAGCUAACACCUGCGUCGUCGGCCGAGAGUGUGGGCACUACACGCAAAUCGUAUGGCGAUCUACACGUCGAAUCGGAUGCGCCACCGUCAACUGCGUCGGUGGGCGCGGCCAAUUCAUGGUUUGCGAGUAUGAUCCACCAGGGAAUUACAUUGGGGAGAGACCUUAUUGA